AGAAUUGUGCUAGCAUGACCAUCGCUAUCAUCUCACUCUUGUCGAUCUUGUUUUUCAUGUCGGUUUCGGCCUCAAACGAUAGGUCGUUACUAACUUUACCAAGCCUGUUAGAUGAUGCUACAUCCUUCGAGGAAGGUCUUUCGAACUCUUUAUAUCAUAAAAGUUGUCACGAUGUUGAAGGGGUCAUCUUUAGGAAAGUCAUGGAAUGGGUUAAAAAGGACCCCUCUCUCGCGCCUAGUCUUAUCCGAUUACAUUUUCACGAUUGUGUCCUUAGGGGAUGUGAUGCUUCAAUACUUUUAAACCAUAGUGGAAGUGAAAGGUCCGCGGAUGUAAGCAAGUCGUUAAGAGGGUUCCAAGUGAUCGAUGAUAUCAAGGCGGAGCUUGAGAAGAAAUGCCCUAGAACAGUCUCAUGUGCUGACAUCUUGACGACUGCUGCUAGAGAUGCCACAGUUUUAGCUGGUGGACCCUUUUGGUCCAUACCAUUUGGAAGGAAAGAUGGACGUAUUUCCCUCGCGAAGGAAGCCACAAACGUCCCCAUGGGUCGUGAAAGUGUUACCAAACUUAUUGAGCUCUUUGAGUCCAAGGGUUUGAAUGUUCUUGACUUGGUUGUCCUCUCAGGUGCACACACUAUAGGAAGGAGUACAUGUGAGUCAGUGCAACAUCGGCUAUACAACUACAAAGGAACAAAGAAACCCGAUCCAUCUAUCAAUCCUGUAUACUUGAACUACUUGAGGAAAAAGUGUCGAUCAACGUCAGGAAAUGUGUUUCUUGAUGCCACAACCCCGAAAGCAUUCGAUAUACAUUAUUUCCGUAAUCUUAAGAAGAAGAUGGGGCUCUUGUCUACGGACCAGUCCCUCUACUCUGAUUUAAGGACUAAACCUUUUGUGAAUGCGUUGUUUAACGAAUCUUCACUAUUCUUCAACCAAUUUAGUGUUUCCAUGGUGAAGCUUGGAAAUAUUCUUGAUGCUAAGUCUCAAGAAAAGGGUGAAAUACGCAUUAAUUGCAAUCGUGUGAACUAUCGACAUGUUUGAAACAACAUCAACAUGCAUGGAGUAUUUUGAUCAUACAUGUUUUGUUAUGCUCAUUGUCUUUGUAAUAAAAGUUAUAUCUCUAUUCAUAAAUAGAUAUCAUGCAACUUCUAAUCGGUAAAA
Messenger RNA from Helianthus annuus (common sunflower), 1151 nucleotides. Its product is annotated as peroxidase 7. Gene Ontology annotation, biological process: response to oxidative stress; hydrogen peroxide catabolic process. NCBI's taxonomy places the organism in Eukaryota, Viridiplantae, Streptophyta, Magnoliopsida, Asterales, Asteraceae. Gene Ontology annotation, cellular component: plasmodesma; plant-type cell wall. Gene Ontology annotation, molecular function: peroxidase activity; heme binding. The transcript has 3 exons. The record is from RefSeq and is a predicted model, not a curated record. The coding region runs from base 15 to 1031 and encodes 338 amino acids.